UCUCCACUCUAAUCCAGGAGAAUAAAGCAGGUCAUUGUGACAUCAUCAUUGGGCAGCGAAUCAGGUGGGCACCUCCCUUCAAUAACUUCCUUGUUCUAGAGGAGUUCUUAGGCCGCUUCAAUGGAAGGAGGGAGCCAAGAAGAAGGCCUGGCAGAAGUCCAAAGAUGAUAAUUACAACAUGGAUUGCAUACAUUCUUGCCCGGCGUGGUGUUGGGUUCCCCUUCCCACCAAAAACCAGUUCAGACGUUGAAGUUGUGGAAAGCGAGGCUGUGUCUGUAGUACAGCACUGGUUGAAAAAAACUGAAGAAGAGGCUUCCCAGGACAUAAAACAAAAGAUGUCCAACAACUUCCCUCCCAUCCAUGGAGAAAAUGUACAUGUGACCAGAGAUGUGGUGAAGCACCAUCUCUCAAAGUCUGAUUUGUUAGCAAACCAGAGUCAAGAGGUCCUGGAGGAAAGAACAAGAAUCCAGUUCAUAAGGUGGAGCCAUACCCGUAUCUUCCAAGUGCCAAGUGAGGUGAGAAAUGAUGUCAUGCGUGAACGAAUAGAGCAGGUGAGACAAAGCUUGUGCCGUCUCACCGAUGAAUCUUCUCAGGAGCUUCCCUACAGAAAUUCCUUCUCAGACUGCUGAGAGCCUCAGGUUAUGUCCUUCAGGGUCAAGGAGCAGCCUGUGUAAGAAGAACGCCCACCUCCUCUUUGACCUGUGGAGUGACCACACUUGGGCGGAUCCUGUGGGUGAGCCCUCCCCUGUAACAGUGGCAGCCCUGGAAUAGUCUCAGUGAACUGCGAAUAAAGAGACAUGCUA
Molecule: messenger RNA, 803 nt
Organism: Phyllostomus discolor (pale spear-nosed bat)
Lineage: Eukaryota; Metazoa; Chordata; Mammalia; Chiroptera; Phyllostomidae
Gene: SPATA19
Product: spermatogenesis associated 19
Exons: 7
Coding region: 165-629 (154 amino acids)
Source: RefSeq, a predicted model, not a curated record